CCAAAUACUUAUUCUUUGUUGGGGGGUUUAGAGAUUUAACCAUUUGAAUCUAAUAACAGUUUGUUGUUAUAUUUGUUUCUUUAUUGGUUGUUGUAUGUAUUGUCUUCUUGGAAAGACUGUUGGGAUUUUGAUUCCUAAAUACUUGUAGGUACAUACACACAAUCUUGAUAUCUCUAUUUUGGUUUUUUUUUGUCUUCUAUAUAUUGUGUUCUUGGUGAAUACCCAAUUACUUGUAUGUAUGUACACGCGACUGAUUUUAUUUUGUUUGGUUUAGGAUUUUAAUCUUUUAAAUGAAGCAAUAUCUUGUCACUCUCUGUUCUUUUGUGCAAAAAUACUGUCUUUUUAGUGAAGACUCUUGUUUGGUUACUGAACCCUUGUUUGCUUCUGCUGCUAAUGCUUUGACGAAUUUGGAGCAUAUUGGGAAAGUUCCUAAGGAGCUUAAACUUAAAGGAAUGGUAAUGAUGUUAUGCUGAAUGUGUUUCGGAUAAUUGUGUUGUUGAAGAGAAUAUUGAUUGAUUUGGGUAGUAAAGUUUGGCAAGUAGUAGCAAAAAUCACAUGGGGUUUGAGUCCCUGAUGCAUAUAGGAAUUGAGAUGGGAUCCAUGAUUGUUCAAUUUUAGACAGUAGUUUUAGGGUCUUCUUUUUUCACUACUGAUAUUCUUGGGUUAUGGUUCCUUUAGCUUAUAUUUCUGUAGAAACAAGUUAUAUAAUUGAAGCUAGCUCUGUGGGGUUACUGAAAAUCGUAUUGAAGAUCAAUUUAAUAUCAUUAUUGUCCUGUUUGAGAGUUCUUUUUUAUUCAAUUUGAGCUUCAAAAUGAUUCUGGUUAUUGACCACUUAUUCCAAACUGCAUAUGGGAUGGAUAAAUGUAUUUGAGUAAUUGCUGAAUGUUUUGCAACUCUCUAAUUGUUGCUUUGAAGUUAUGGUGUUGUUAAGAUUUCUUAUAAUUAGUAGUUCUAAUUAAGCACAUAGUAAGUGCCUGAUGGCUGAGGCAUGAUAUGGAAGUCAGUUGCAAAAAAAAAUAAAAAAUGUCUAAGUCAGUUGCUAAAUUAAUUGGUUAAUAAUUAAUUUAUUAUGAGCAAGUGCGUUAUAUUCAUAUGAUGGUCGAUAAAGCAAAAUCACCCAGUGAUUUGCCAUUACCGGAGGAAUUUUACAUGUUUCGUGCAAUGCUGUGGGAUGAAGGCGAUGAAAAGGCGGUGUUACUGGUAGGAGGGAGUGUGCUAUUGAGAGAGGACGAAUGCCUGUUGAAAUGGAUGAAGCGCAUCAGGCCACACAAGAUGCCCAAGCAGCCACGGGAGAUGAUCAAGAAGCAGCAGAUUGUGAUAUUGGUUCUACUUCAAGGGAUACUCAGGAAUUCACUCAGGCAUCAAGUAUGACAUAUCAACCAACUAAUACUCAGAUUGUGCUAUACAUGACACCACAGACUCCGCAAUAUUCAAGGGAUCCGAGUCUUUCGUCACUUGAGUUGGAUGAUAUAGAAGGUAUUGAAUUGGAUGAUGCAAACGAUGAAGUGGAUGGAAAUGAUUUGGAGGAUGCUAGCGACGCUUGUGAUUUUUCGCAAGUGACUGCAACUAUUCAACAUGGUGAACCAUCAAUAAGGCCGAAGUGUAAAAAUUUUCGUAAACGUUGUGCCACUGGAAGUCACUUUCUUGACCAGCAUGGUAGAAUGAAAAAGCAGCGUGGUAAAAGCAAAAAAACAGAAAGGUAGAACCAAAAAGAAAUGAGCAUUGAUAGGUUUGACUUGUAAGUAAGAUGAAGACACAUGAUCUUGCUGGUCUUGUUUAGUAGGAAUGAUGUUUUGGUCUUAUUUCUCACUGCUGGUGUUGUUUUGAAGCUGAAAAAACAGCUAUGAAGUAUUCUUUUGUUUCAAUACUUUGAAAGCAGCUAAGUUUUUAUGGAUUAUAUGUAUUUCUUUUGGAUAAAUUGUGCAAAGAAGUUUUUCUCUACUAGUUCA
Lycium ferocissimum is the source of this 1949-nucleotide messenger RNA. RefSeq lists its product as uncharacterized. The coding region runs from base 1233 to 1703 and encodes 156 amino acids. The record is from RefSeq and is a predicted model, not a curated record. Lineage: Eukaryota; Viridiplantae; Streptophyta; Magnoliopsida; Solanales; Solanaceae. The transcript is spliced from 2 exons.